AUGCGACGUUUAAAUUCUAUGAAAAUCGUUUGUUAUUUAAAUCUCAUAUCGUUGCUUAUUACUGUCAUAUUUAUAAGCAGAAAUUCAAAAAACAAGUCUUUCUUUUCUCUUGUUAUUAAUGUAACAAACUCAGGUUCUCUCAAGUCUACAUUUGGUGAUGAAUCAAUUAGUCAACUUUCAGCAAAUGAUUCCUAUGUGCAAAACAAAUCACUUGAACAAUGUAAAACAACAUAUUCUUUAAGUGCAGAUCAAAAACUAGCCUUUCGUAAAAUAUCUUAUCAACUUAUUACAUUAAGAACACAAAUAAUACCUUAUCCUCGUGAAUAUUUUCAUGGUCGAGGAAUCGUUCUUACUACUGGUUUGGUACAGUUAAAGUUUGCAAAAGUCAAUUUAAGAAUGCUCGAGCUUACGGGUACAUCAUUGCCUGUUCAGAUAUGGUAUUCAUAUUUACAAGUUUCACAUGAAACUAUGAUGGAAUUACUUCGUACUGCACCUAACCUUAAUGCAAGUGUCUGCUGUUUCAUUACGGCUCAAUGUCGAACUCUGACACAAAUCUGGCAGUUAAACGCUGUUCAUAUCUAUAAACCUCCUUCAAGUUAUCUUCGAUUUCGAUUUUUUCCAUAUAAACCAGCCGCUAUUAUUAGUGCUACAUUUUCUGAAGUACUAUUUCUCGAUUGUGAUGCAUAUGUUGCGCGAGAUCCAGAAGAAUUAUUUCUUUCUGAUCCAAUGUAUCUUAAGUUCGGUGCACUUUUUUAUCCUGACGGUUUCAAAAGUAGACAACAUCCAAUUGUUUGGACUAUAUUUAAUACAAGUUGUGCUGAACAUGAAUAUGAAUUUGAUAGUUCAGUGAUAUUAGUUGAUAAAAGACGAGUAUGGAAUGGACUUUAUCUGGCAAAACUAAUGAAUGAUCAUUAUCAAAUUUUCUAUAAACAUGUAACUAAUGGAGAUAAAGAUACAUUUCGAUUGGCUUUUCGUUAUAUGCAAAUUAAAUAUUAUUUAGUAAUGACACCAUGUUCUACUGGUCUAUUCAAUGGUACCCAUUUUUGUGGUUUAACACUUUGUAAAACAGAUAGCCUUUCACAACAUAUCUAUAUCAAUUUAUUAACAACAUUAACAAAAACUUAUCCAACAAUUGAUCUAAAAGAAAAUAUUCCAAUAAAUACAAAUAUUUUACAAUUAACAAAAGAAGUAAAAAAUUUGAAAUUAAUUUUAUUAAAUUUAGGUGGAUUUGAAACAAAUUUAUUUUCAAUAAAUAAUGAAAAUUUAUUUACAAUAAAUGAAAUUGAUCGUGAAAAAUUAUUAGGUGAAAAAAGAUGUUUUGAUCGUUCAUAUUGUUUAAUUGAACUUCAUAUACUUGUUAAUGAUGGUGAACAAUAUUGGGUUAUACCAAUACAUAUUAUUGAUGAAAAUGAUAAUAAACCAGAAUUUAAAAAUUCUUCAAUAGAAUUAAAAUUUCAUGAAAAUAUAUUUGGUGGAUAUAAAAUAUUAUUUGAAGGUGCAAAAGAUUUGGAUGAAGGUUUAAAUGGUAAAAUUCGUUAUAUACUUGAUUGUUCAAUAAAAAAAGAAAAACUAUUAAUAAAAGAAAAUAAAAAUAAAUCAUUAAUAAAUUGUUAUCCAUUAUUUGAAUUUGAAAUAUUAUCCCAAUCAUCAUUAUUAAAUCAAUAUGAUCAAUUAGCAUUAAAAUUUAUUUCACCAUUAUUAUCAAAUGAAUAUAUUGAAAAUGAAUAUAAUUUAAUAUUAUAUGCAAUUGAUUAUGGUUUAUAUGAUAAAGAAUUAUUUAAUUCAAUGAAUAUAAAUAUUAAAAUAGAAAAAAUAUUAAAAAAACCAAAAUUUUUAUUAUCUGAAUAUGAAUUUAUAAUAAAAAUAAAUUCUUCAAUUAAAAAUGGAACUAUUUUAGGUUAUGUUAAUGCAAAAUCAAAUGAUAAAAAAAAUAAAAUUUUAUAUAAAUUAAUAAAUAAAACAAAUUUUAUUGAAAUAAAUUCUUUAACAGGUCAAUUAUAUUUAUCAAAUGAAAAUUUUAUUAAUAUUAAUAAUUUUAAUAAUUAUAUUGAAUUAUUAAUUGAAAGUUUUUAUUUAAAUAAUGAAAAUAUAAAAUCUUUUACUAAAGUUAAAUUAUUUUUUCGUUCAUUUAAUUAUAUUAAUAAUAUAUCAUAUCAUUUUAAUAUUAAAUCAUUAUUUAUUCAACAAUUAAAUAAUUCAAAUACUUUUUUUAUUUAUAAAAAUAUAUCAAUAAAUGAAAUAUUAUUUCAAUUAAAUAUUUUAUCUUAUUAUUAUCCAUAUGAUAAAUAUAUUCUUUCACUUGAGAAUUAUUAUUCAACAUUUUCACUUCUCUCUUCUUCUUCUUCUUCAAUAAAUAAUUUUAUAUUAAAAACUUCAAAUUAUCUUAUGUCAAAUUUAAUUUAUUUAUUAAAUAUUCGAAUAAAACAUGAAUUAACUCAACAAUGGUUAUUAACAAAUAUAACAAUACAAUUUAUUGUUAUUGAUCAAUUAACAACUACUUCUAAUCUUAUUCAAUCAUCUUUAUCUUCAUCUUCAUCUUCAUCUUUACUUAACAUUUGUUUACAAAAUUCAACUUAUUUUCUAUAUGAUAUUUAUAAUAAAAAUCAAAUUGGACAAUUAAAAGUAAUUCAAACUAAUUUACAUAUUUCAUUUUUUUCAAAUUUUAUAAUUUUACUUAAUCAAAAUGAAAUAAUUAUUAAUCAAUGUCGAAUGUUAAUUAAUGAAUUUGAUUUAAAUUAUAUAAAUAAAACUCAAUAUGAAUUAUGUUCAUAUAAUUAUUAUUGUUUUAAUAUUACAAUAAUUAAUCAACAAUUUUCUUUGUUUUCUACAAAAAGUAAAACUAAAAAUUUUAUUUUUAAAUCAAUUUUAUCACCUCGACCUAUUGAAAUAACAAUCUUUGCUUUUUCACUUGUAUUUAUUUUGGCAACAAUAACAUUAAUAUUAAUUAUUUGUCGACUAAAAGGUUUUCGUUUAUGUUUAACAAUAAAAAACUAUUUAUUUUAUGGAAAAAAAUAUGGUUUAAACAAUGCUCAACGUCUUUCAUCAACAAAAAUGACACAAAGAGUUCAUUCAAUUGUUGUUCGAGAAUCUCGAUCACCUUCUUUUGAACACAUCAAAUCUAAACCAUAUAUGUUUAAUAUUAAUCAAAUUAGUGAACAAGACACAAUCCCAUCAAUAAGUAUAUAUCCUCAAUUAUCUCCUCCUCUACCAAUAUCAUUAUCUUGUGCAUCAUCACUUCAACAGGAAGAACGAUCAAUGUCAAAUGUUGAUAAUGAGAUAACACCUCGAAUGUCAGCAUCUUCAUUUAUACAAGACACAAAACAAUUACUAGAUAUCAUGUCACUAAAUCAGGAUUUACAUAUGUCAACGUUAGCUUCUGAAGUUUAA
Molecule: messenger RNA, 3387 nt
Organism: Rotaria sp. Silwood1
Lineage: Eukaryota; Metazoa; Rotifera; Eurotatoria; Philodinida; Philodinidae
Source: the annotation of a GenBank genome assembly